Molecule: messenger RNA, 2598 nt
Organism: Chrysochloris asiatica (Cape golden mole)
Lineage: Eukaryota; Metazoa; Chordata; Mammalia; Afrosoricida; Chrysochloridae
Gene: AGBL2
Product: ATP/GTP binding protein-like 2
Exons: 17
Coding region: 1-2598 (865 amino acids)
Biological process (GO): proteolysis
Molecular function (GO): zinc ion binding; metallocarboxypeptidase activity
Source: RefSeq, a predicted model, not a curated record
AUGUUCCCAGCCUUAGAAACCGAGCUCAAGCAGACCCUACCUGACCCCUAUGAAAAUUUCAUGUUCCACCACCUGCAGUACUACGGCUACUUUAAAGCUCAGAGAGGCAGCUUACCCAACUCUGCAACACAUCAACAUGUCUGGAGGAGUAACUCUCGAUUCCUGUUGAAUGGCUCUUUUGGGGAAAGAGACAAUUUGAUACCAGACCCCCUGCAAAAAGAGAAGCUUCUAUGGCCUACCUGCUUUUCUUCAACUGUGCACAGGCAGCUAGAAGCCAUGAGCAGAGAUUCACUUAUACGGAAUUCGCCACUUCUUAAGAGCAGACAGCUUCUUUAUGAUGAGUUGGGUGAUGUAAACCCACGCCUUCGAGAACCCCGAGAUCUCUUUGCACUCUUUUCUAGCAGCAGGCCGCUGCUGGCUCCAAGAUGGCCAAUAGAAUGUGAAGUCAUCAAAGAAAAUGUUCAUCAUAUUGAGUGGGUUCCACCUCAACCGGAAUAUUUCUAUCAACCUACAGGGAAUGAAAAGGUACCGGAAAUUGUAGGAGAGGAAAAAGGCACCGUUGUCUAUCAAUUAGAUUCAGUGCCCACUGAAGGUUCCUAUUUCACCAGCUCCAGAGUGGGAGGUAAACGAGGAAUCAUCAAGGAACUUGCUGUCACGUUGCAAGGACCAGAAGAUAACACCCUGCUGUUUGAAUCAAGGUUUGAGAGUGGGAACCUACAGAAAGCUGUCAGAGUAGACACCUAUGAGUAUGAGCUGACCCUUCAAACUGAUCUCUACACAAACAAACACACUCAGUGGUUUUAUUUCCGAGUUCAAAACACCAGAAAGGAUGUCACCUACCGAUUCACCAUUGUCAACUUGCUGAAGCCCAAGAGCCUUUACACAGCAGGGAUGAAGCCACUUAUGUAUUCCCAACUGGACGCCAGCACCCACAACAUUGGCUGGAGGAGAGAGGGAAACGAAAUCAGGUACUAUAAGAACAGUACAGAGGACAAGCAGCAGCCCUUCUACUGUCUCACGUGGACCAUCCAGUUCCCACACGACCAAGAUACUUGUUUCUUUGCACACUUCUACCCAUACACGUACACGGAUUUGCAGUACUACCUCCUGUCCGUGGCGAACAACCCUGUGCAGUCCCAGUACUGCAAGUUACGUACUUUGUGCAGGAGCCUUGCAGGGAACACCGUCUACUUGCUCACCAUCACCAACCCAUCCCGAAACCCCCAAGAGGCAGCUGCAAAGAAAGCUGUGGUCUUCAGUGCGAGAGUCCACCCCGGGGAAAGCAACGGCUCCUGGAUUAUGAAAGGCUUUUUGGACUUCAUCCUUAGCAGCUCCCCCGAUGCCCAGCUCCUCAGAGAUAUCUUUGUCUUUAAGGUGGUACCCAUGUUAAAUCCAGAUGGCGUGAUUGUGGGAAAUUACCGGUGCUCACUGGCUGGCAGGGACUUGAACAGGCAUUAUAAGACCAUUCUGAAGGAGUCUUUUCCUUGCGUCUGGCACACCAGGAACAUGAUAAAGAGACUUCUUGAAGAAAGGGAGGUUCUGUUGUAUUGUGAUUUCCAUGGUCACAGCCGUAAGAAUAAUAUCUUCUUGUAUGGCUGUAAUAACAAUGAUCGCAAGUACUGGCUUCAUGAGCGAGUCUUUCCUUUAAUGUUGAGCAAAAAUGCACCGGAUAAGUUCUCUUUUCAUAGUUGUAAUUUUAAGGUCCAAAAGUGCAAAGAAGGAACAGGACGGGUUGUGAUGUGGCGGAUGGGAAUCCUAAACAGCUACACUAUGGAGUCUACCUUUGGCGGAUCCACCCUCGGCAGUAAACGAGACACUCACUUUACUCUUGAGGAUCUGAAAUCCUUAGGCUAUCACGUCUGCGACACCCUUCUGGAUUUCUGCGACCCUGACCAAACCAAGUUCACACAGUGUCUAGCAGAGCUUAAAGAGCUCUUACAACAGGAAAUCCAUAAGAAAUUCAAUGAACUUGGCCAAGAUAUGGAUUUGGAAGGAAGUUGGAGUGACAUCUCUUUGUCUGAUAUUGAAUCCAGCACCAGUGGGUCUGACAGCUCCUUCUCAGAUGGUCUCCCGGUUCACCUGCUGAGCAUAGCAGAUGAGUUGAACCAGAAGAAGAAGAUGUACAGCAAGAAGAAAAAGAAGGUACUCCAGACUCGGAAACAGCGAAAUGAGCAGCAUCAGAAGACUAGCUUGCUGCAGGAGCUGAAGUUAAUGGAAGAUGCCCCUGAAAGGGCAGGAUUUGCUUCUACUCUGCAAAAACAGCCCACCUUUUUAAAAAAUCCGGAGCCUCCUAGUUCUUCAGUAAUGAAACGUGACAAACCAAAACUGAAUGAGACACGGUUAAGUGGAAGAAACAGAGACACCUCCCUGGAUCCAUCCAAAAUGGCCACCCUAAUUAGGACUAAGAGUACAGAGAGACUACAGAGCAAGAAGCCAGGCUUCACCAUAUCCUGCUCCAGGAACAGAAACACCAGCACCAGUCAGGACCUGGCUCCAGGUCGGAAACCAAACUGGCCUGGGAGCAGAUACCCUGUCUUGAAGAGAAGCCGUGCCACCAUGCCAACGUACCCAUCCCUGCACAUAUAUACCUACCCAUAG